Moneuplotes crassus is the source of this 1155-nucleotide messenger RNA. NCBI's taxonomy places the organism in Eukaryota, Ciliophora, Spirotrichea, Euplotida, Euplotidae. The record is from the annotation of a GenBank genome assembly.
AAAUCUUCAAGGAUGUCCAGGAGAGCUAGACAAACAAACUUAAACCCUGACCUCAGUCCUUUCCAGUCACAAGGAGUCGGGAUGAAAUGAUAUGUCUCCCAGAAUGUAUCUACUUCUGAUUCCCCAAUGGGUGAUUUGAAAGCUGCUCACCAGAAGACCCCAAUGAUGGUCAAACCUAAUCAUUUCCAGAACAAGAAGGAGCUUCAGCUAAAUUGUACCCAACUUAGUCUUACAUUAAAAGGAAGGGAGAGAAAGUUUAAAGGGAUCCAGAAAGGUCAUACAAAUGAACGCACCCAAAAGUUCAAAGGAUUAGGAAGUGUAAAUCAAAAUAACUUUGAAUUUGCUUGUCAUAGUGUAGAAUCAACGCCUUUAAAAAGAAAUUGAUCGAAUAGUUCUAUUAAAUCGCAGAAUGAUAUAUUUAUUACCACAAUGAACCCGAAAAGUAAAUUAAGUCAUUCGUUUGCUCUCAAAAACAAAGAGUCAGACACUGGAUUCCUCAGGAGGGAAGAUAAUAAAGAAGAUCGGAAGUCACAGUCAGCUAUCAAGUCCUCACUGAGCAUGUUAAGAGAAAAAGCGAAACAAUAGGCAUAAUGCCUCAUAAAAACCCAUUAAUCAGCCUUAAAGAUAUUAGAGAGAAAUACUGGAAAUAAGACGAUUAUUAAGAACAUAAUUACAAGGAAAAAGAGAUUGAAUAAGGAAAAAUAAGUUUGCAAAAAUCCUCACUCCUACAAUCCGCGGAAGCAGGGAGAUAUCUGAGCUUGGAAACUCCUUCAAGGUAAUCAAAGUUAACUCGAAUAAGCCAGGUAGGCUUUUGGCUAGGUCUCCGAAGAAAUAAUGGGCUAGCUAGGAAUGGCUCCCAAGAAAUUGAUAAAUUUUCGUUUGCUGCCGAAGGACUAAGACCUAAGAUAUAUCAGAAUAAAAAGUAUGGCAUUGAUAUUAGUCUUCCAAUACAAAGUGAUGAGAAUGGUUACAAGAUCAUCAACCCUAGCCAUGGUUUGUAUGUGCCCAAUCUUGAUAGAAAUACAGAAGAAAUGAAUAGCUCUAGGGACCAGCUUCGGCUCCAAAACCCUCAGUUUUAUUAUGAAAAUAACGAAUAUGCAUAUACUGGUCUCAAGCAUAAGAGGAGAACAAUAGUGUUUAAAAACUUUUCAACGU